AUGUCGAACGAGGAGCUGGAUGACAUUCAGCGACUCCGGGCAUCACGUCCAUCAGCACUAAGAAGUGGGAUUGGACUUGCAAGUAACAAGGAAGACAAAGACAUUUAUGGAUCAGGGUCAUCGCGCUCCAACUACGUCGAGUCUAUUCCCGUACGUCGUGGCGAUGUGGAUAACGAUGCUUCGGACGACGAUGAGCAGCCAAGGCGUGCAAACCCACUGGAUGCAUUCACUGCGCCACAGCACCUAUUGAAUGAGUUUGCUGACGACUCGUUCGAUCCGUUGGCGGAGCGUGUAGCACAGCGCCAGUUGGCGACGCGUCAGUCAGACUACCAUAACCGUCGAUUCCAACGCGAUGCGGGACCUGAUUCACAACGUGAUCCAUUCGCACAGCCGAGCGAAGAGGGCGAUGCGCCUGCGGAGGAGGGAUAUCGAGAUGCCAUGCGUCGUGCACAGGUAGAGCGUGAAGAGCACAGAGUGCGUCGGAUCAUUGAGGAAAAAGAACGGUCUAUGGACUAUCAGUCUCCUGCGGCUGAGCCGUCCGAAACCAUGGGACAGGGGGCCUUGCCGCAGCGGAAGCGCCGGUGGGACGUAGCUCCCGAUGACGUGCGUCCCGCGGCGCACGAAGGAGCCACGCUGCCGGCCUCUUCUGCCACAGAUACAGAGACAGAUACAUCCUCGACCAAGCGGCGCCGCUCACGCUGGGAUGAAAUUCCCGCGGAAGACACGGGUGUCGACACGUCCAAACGAUCGCGAUGGGAUCAGACGCCGGCAGGUGAGUUUUCAUCUGCAUCUACAUCCUCGUCGACGAGCACGACUGCACCUCCUGCAACUGCUUCUGACUCUGUGGCAACAAAGGUGCCAUUCAAGCCAGCGCGUGUGCGGUACAUGUCCGACAGCGAGCUGGACGCGCUCCUCCCGAGUGAAGGAUACACGAUUGUUGAGCCGCCACCAGGGUAUGCGCCUGUGCGCACAGGCGCGCACAAGCUGACCGAGGCGCCGGAGGGAGAGAGCGGUUUCACAAUGCACGAGUCAUCGACGCUGGGGGGGAUGGCCGAUGACAUUGUCGCUGACCUGCCGACGGAUGUGCCAGGUGUGGGCCAGCUGGCCUUUAUGAAGCCCGAGGACCAAAAAUACUUUGGCAAAGUGUUGCAAGAGGAGGAUGAGAACGAACGACUGACACGUGCGGAGGCCAAGGAACGAGAAAUCAUGCGUCUGCUCCUCAAGAUCAAAAACGGCACACCGCCACUUCGGAAGCAGGCACUGCGGCAGAUUGCCGAUCAAGCCCGGGAGUUUGGGCCUGGCCCGCUCUUUGACAAGAUCCUGCCGCUUUUGAUGGAGCGGACGCUCGAGGACCAGGAGCGUCAUCUGCUGGUCAAGGUGAUUGACCGUGUGCUGUACAAGUUGGAUGAGCUCGUGCGGCCGUACGUGCACCGGAUUCUCGUUGUGAUUGAGCCGUUGCUGAUUGACGAGGACUACUAUGUGCGUAUUGAGGGGCGCGAGAUCAUCAGCAACCUAGCGAAGGCGGCUGGCCUGGCACACAUGAUUAGCACCAUGCGGCCGGACAUUGACCAUGCGGAUGAAUAUGUGCGGAACACAACGGCACGAGCGCUCGCUGUCGUGGCGUCAGCGCUGGGUAUUCCAGCGAUCCUGCCGUUCCUGCGUGCUGUAUGCCGGUCGAAAAAGAGCUGGCAGGCACGCCACACGGCCGUGCGUGUUGUGCAGCAGAUGGCCAUCAUGAUGGGCUGUGCAGUGCUUCCGCACCUACGCAAUUUGGUCGACUGCAUCGAGAAGGGCCUAGAGGACGAGCAGCAAAAGGUCAAGACGAUGACAGCGCUUGCUCUGUCGGCACUAGCGGAGGCGUCGGCGCCCUAUGGCAUAGAGAGUUUCGAGAAUGUGCUCAAGCCGCUGUGGCUUGGCAUUCGGCAUCAUCGUGGGCGCGGCCUAGCGGCAUUCCUCAAGGCGAUUGGGUUCAUCAUUCCGCUGAUGGACUCGGACAGCACGCUGUACUUUGUGAAGGAGAUCACUCCCACGCUGAUCCGCGAGUUCCAAAGCGCCGAUGACGAGAUGCGGCGCAUUGUGCUGAAAGUUGUGCGGCAAUGUGCUGUGACGGACGGCGUCACGGGCACGUUCCUGCGUGCGGAGCUCGUGCCGGACUAUUUCAAGGCAUUCUGGGUGCGCCGCAUGGCACUGGACCGGCGGAACUUCCGCGAAGUCGUCGAGACGACACGCGCUCUUGCAGACAAGGUCGGCGUGAGCGACGUCGUCGGCCGUCUCGUACACUUUCUGAAGGACGAUAGCGAGCCAUUCCGCAAGAUGGCGAUGGACGCGAUCCAGCAUGUCGUCGCAUCGCUUGGCACAGCCGAUGUAGACGAGCGGUUGGAGGUUCAGCUUGUCGAUGGCAUGAUCUAUGCGUUCCAGGAACAGUCUGUUGAAGAUCGUGUCAUGCUGAAUGGCGUCGGCACCAUUGCCAAUGCGCUCGGGAUGCGGAUCAACCCGUACCUGAUGCAGAUCGUGUCGACGAUCCUGUGGCGCCUCAACAACAAGAAUGCGAGCACGCGGCAGCAGGCGGCCGACUUGACGACGAAGCUGGCCGUCGUCAUCAAGCAGUGCGGCGAGGACGCCUUGCUGUCGAACCUGGGUCUGGGCGAAGAGUUUCCCGAGACGCUGGCAAGCAUGAUCGCAGCCGAGGGCGCUAUUGCGAAUGUGGUCGGCAUGACCCAGAUGAAUCCGCCCGUCAAGGACCUGCUUCCGCGCAUGACGCCCAUUCUGCGCAACCGGCACGAGCGCGUGCAGGAGGCCAGUAUCAACCUGAUCGGGCGCAUCGCCGACCGGGGCGCCGAGUUCGUUAGUGCACGUGAGUGGAUGCGCAUCUGCUUUGAGCUGCUCGACCUACUCAAGGCACACAAGAAGGCCGUACGGCGCGCGGCCAUCAACAGUUUUGGCUACAUUGCCAAGGCCAUUGGACCACAGGACGUGCUGCAGGUGCUGCUGACGAACCUGCGCGUCCAGGAACGCCAGAGCCGUGUGUGCUCGACGGUCGCGAUCGCCAUUGUCGCAGAGACGUGUGGGCCGUUCACGUGUCCGCCGGCGAUCUUGAACGAGUACCGGACGCUUGAGUUCAACGUCAAGCACGGCUGCCUGAAAGCACUCAGCUGGGUGUUUGAGUACAUUGGCGAAAUGAGCAAAGAUUACGUGUACAGCGUCAUGACCCUGCUCGACGACGCCUUCACGGACCGCGAUGUCGUGCAUCGGCAGACGGCCGCCAGCAUUGUCAAGCAUCUCGCGCUCGGCACCGCAGGCCUCGGCAGGGAAGACGCCAUGCAGCACUUGCUCAAUCUCGUGUGGCCGAACCUGUUUGAAACGAGUCCUCACGUGAUCAAUGCCGUCAUGGAGGCCAUCGAGGCACUGCGUGUCUCACUGGGGCCAGGCGUCAUUCUGUACCAUACGCUGCAGGGGCUCUUCCAUCCCGCGCGCAAAGUGCGCGAGGCUUAUGUGCGCACGUACAACACCAACUAUGUCGGUGCACAGGACGCACUGGUUGCGUACUACCCGUCGCUCGAUGACCAGCCUGAGGAACAUCGUGACUAUGCACGCCAUGAUCUAGCUAUGGUUCUGUAG
This is a messenger RNA of Malassezia globosa CBS 7966, 3618 nucleotides long. RefSeq lists its product as uncharacterized. Gene Ontology annotation, molecular function: mRNA binding. Gene Ontology annotation, cellular component: catalytic step 2 spliceosome; U2-type prespliceosome; U12-type spliceosomal complex. The transcript has 2 exons. NCBI's taxonomy places the organism in Eukaryota, Fungi, Basidiomycota, Malasseziomycetes, Malasseziales, Malasseziaceae. Gene Ontology annotation, biological process: spliceosomal complex assembly. The record is from RefSeq and is a predicted model, not a curated record. Bases 1 to 3618 code for a protein of 1205 amino acids.